AUGCGCGUGCUGCGCGCUCUGCUGCUCGCGCACUUCGCGUGGCGCGUGGGCCCGUCGCGCGCACCGGGCGAGUACUGCCACGGCUGGCUGGACGGCAGCGGGAACUACCACGAGGGCUUCCAGUGCCCGGAGGACUUCGACACCGCGGACGGCACCGUGUGCUGCGGCUCCUGUGCGCUCCGGUACUGCUGCGCGGCGCCGCGAGCCAGGCUCGACCAGGGCAGCUGCAGCAACGACCGAGAGCUGGAGGGCGGCGCGCACGCAGCGCAGCCCAUCUAUGUGCCCUUCCUGCUGGUCGGCUCCAUCUUCGUGGCUUUUGUGCUGCUCGGCACCCUGGUGGCCGUGUACUGCUACUCGUACCUGCGGCCGAGCCAGCCGGCCAGGUGCUGCUCCCCGCGUGGCAGCCGCACAGAGACCAUCGGCAUGAUUCCGAGGGCGGCUCCGCUGCACCAGCGCCCCCUGUCCUGCCAGUCCAGCAGCACCACCACCGCUUCCAGCUGUGUCGGCGGGGGGGGCUCCAGCUGUAACCUCUCCCUGCCGCCCGUGGGCCUUUUCCCUCAUGCUGCCCAGCUCCAAAGUGCCCCUCUGCAGAUUGCCUUUAGCACCCCAGCGGGCAGCCAGGGAAGCCUUGCCAACCCCAGGGCCCAACGCCACCCGCCGCUCCACUUGGCACAGGGAGCGGCCUUCUUGGUGCCCCAGUCCUGCUUCCCCCCGCCCCCGUGCCCCGAGUCCUGUCAUGCGGGAAGGGUGUUUGGAGACUUCGGUCACACCUGACCACGUGGCUGCAAACUUUGCCGCACCAUGCCUCCAGGAGAGGUCCAAGUCGCUCCCUUUUAGGUGGAGCAGCGGCUGAAGAUGGAAGAUGAGAGCGCCGCCUGCUGGUUAGGUGGAGUUUGCCCACUUUGACAACGAGACUCAGGGCAUGCUGGGAGGUGAGCCGGCAGAGCACCUGUCUAGAAACA
Molecule: messenger RNA, 962 nt
Organism: Scleropages formosus (Asian bonytongue)
Lineage: Eukaryota; Metazoa; Chordata; Actinopteri; Osteoglossiformes; Osteoglossidae
Product: protein shisa-3-like
Exons: 2
Coding region: 1-774 (257 amino acids)
Source: RefSeq, a predicted model, not a curated record